CGCUGAGGGCCCGGGGCAGAGGUGCCUGUGGGAACUUCGCAGCGUCUCUGAACAAAGCCUUCGGUCGCUUUUAUUUCCGCCCCGCACUUGCCUGGCUCGGGCGGAUUUUGUUCCUCUACGGGGAUACAGCCCUGCAGCCGUCGCUUUGUGCGCCCUCGUCCUGCCCCAGCCAUGGUGAUGUUCAAGAAGGUGAAGAGCUUCGCGGUGGCCUUCAGCGAGCCCGACAAGGUCUACUGCAGCGGGGACAAGGUGGCUGGGCGCGUGCUGGUGGAGGUGGCCGAGGUGACCCGUGUCAGCGCCGUCAAGGUGUUGGCGUGCGGCGUGGCCAGGGUGACCUGGGCCAAGGGCCCGGCGCAGUGCCGGCAGGAGAUGGAGUACCUGCGCUUCGAGGACGUGCUGGCGCUUGAGGAGCAGCCCACGGAUGAGGACGGCUCCGUCAUCCUGAGACCCGGCAACAAGUACGAGUACAAAUUCGGCUUCGAGCUGCCCCAGGGGCCGCUGGGCACCACGUUCAAGGGGAAGUACGGCUCCGUGGAUUACUGGGUGAAGGCGUCCCUGGAGCGUCCGGCCUGCCCCACGCAGCAGGUCAAGAAACGCUUCGAGGUGAUGGAUCCCGUGGAUGUGAACACCCCGGAAUUGCUGUCUCCAGUUGCAGCCAAAAAGGAGAAGAAAGUGUCGUGUAUGUUCAUCCCCGAUGGCCGCGUGUCUGUCAGCGCCCAGAUCGACAGGAAGGGCUUCUGUGAAGGCGACGAGAUCUGCAUCAACGCCGACUUUGAGAACACCUGCUCGCGCAUCGUGGUGCCCAAGGCGGCCAUCGUGGCCAAGCACACCUACCUGGCCAACGGCCAGACCAAGGUCUUCUGCCAGAAGCUCUCCUGCGUCCGUGGCAAUCACAUCAUCUCUGGUACCUCGGAAUCCUGGCGCGGCAAAACCAUCCGCGUGCGGAAGCUCAAGCCCUCUAUCCUGGGCUGCAACAUCCUGCGUGUGGAGUAUUUCCUGCAGAUCUACGUCAGCGUGCCGGGCUCCAAGAAAAUCAUCCUGGAGCUGCCGCUGGUCAUCGGGAGUCGCUCUGGCAUCGGGAGCCGCAGCUCCAGCAUGGCCAGUCAGACCAGUUCUGAGAUGAGCUGGGUGGACCUGAACCUCCCAGAUGCUCCAGAGGCUCCCCCGUGCUACCUGGACAUCGUUCCCGAGGAUCACCGGCUGGAAAGCCCCACCACGCCCCUGCUGGACGAUCCCGAUGGAUUUGACAGCCCCAUCUUCAUGUACGCUCCGGAGUUCAAGUUCAUGCCUCCCCCCACCUACACGGAGGUGAGCCCGGCAGCGGCACGGGAGGGGCCAGGUGGAUCUGGGAUCACCUGCCUGGAUCCCUCACCCGCCUCCUGCUCCGUCGCCCAGGUGGAUCCCUGCGUCGCCAACAACAACAACAACAACAACAACGUCCAGUGAACAGCACGCCUGGGGUGUGCCACACACCUGCAGCACAUCUGGCCAGUACACCUGGAGGGGACACUGUGCUCCCGAGGAACCGCCGCGUUCCCGAGGAACCCGCGCUGCUCCAGGGCCGUCCCCGACCUCUCGAGGGAAAAACUCCCUUUGCUCUGAGCUGGCAGGAAACCCUCAAGGACUUGUGGAGGGGGAGACAAGGGCAGAUCCAGCUGGAAAAGAGGCGGAAAAGCUCGGCUGUCGGGACGCACGCUGCCUGUCCUUGCUCUGUCGUGACAUGUGGCGACAGGAAAUGGUGGUUUUGACUAAUUCCAUCCUAAUUUGACUCCUGGGUGCUGCUCUGGCUGCCCUGCGCUCCCGCCGAGGGAGGGGGGACACUGUGACAUCAUGAAUCCGUCCUGUCGUGACACAAAGCUUGAUGUCGUGACCUUUUGUACUCUUCGGUUUUGUACAUAGUAUUUGAGCGGGGGGGGGGAAGCACAAAAAUGCAAAUUUUGUACCUUUUUUGUGGCCCCUGGGGGGCAAAAUUUGUAAUAAACAAAUGAAACGGUGCCUGGA
This is a messenger RNA of Vidua chalybeata, 2001 nucleotides long. It is a transcript of the gene TXNIP, whose product is annotated as thioredoxin interacting protein. The transcript has 7 exons. Gene Ontology annotation, biological process: protein transport. Gene Ontology annotation, cellular component: cytoplasm. The record is from RefSeq and is a predicted model, not a curated record. Gene Ontology annotation, molecular function: ubiquitin protein ligase binding. Bases 172 to 1446 code for a protein of 424 amino acids. Lineage: Eukaryota; Metazoa; Chordata; Aves; Passeriformes; Viduidae.